CCUCCUGGAUGGAUGAACUAUAAUCCCUUCUGAGGUUAAAUCAAUAAGGGGAUAAUCAAAAUCCAUGCGGAUGCAGAAGGAGCAAAACUGGACUAUCCGAUUUUCUAUUUAGAUUCCCUACCCAAGAGUAGAUCCCUGAGCCAAACUGCAUUCUGAUUUUUGGUGUCUACAUUACUAUUCUUUGGAAACAAAACAUGACAGACAAUCCCGUGCAGGACUCAGGACAGGACUCCUCUGUUGGUGCCCAAACGCCAGAGAUGCCAGAGAAGCCAGACAGCCAUGAGACGUCCGUGGGUCCAGACCAAAGCUGCAUGAUGCCCAACCAGACUUCACUAUUGCAGAAGAGACUCUUUUCCGAGCUGGGCCUCAUCACUUUCAGAAGGCAGCAGCUCCACAGCAGACGGCUCAUGCUGUUGCAGAUGCAGAAGUUAAAGAAGAGGAAACAGACUCAAGGUCCAGAGGACUCCGAGCAGCCUGGUGAACUGGAGCCCAUACAGCAGGAGCUGGAGGAGCUGGUGGAAAGAGAGAAUAAGCUCAUUGAGCUCAUGUCUGCCAUGUCUGGGGGGGUGUACACUUGGCUCCCUUCCAUACAGCAGGACUAUUCUGAGGCAGAAGAACCCUCACCAAUCACAGUGGCGGUGGAGAAGCUCAGCACAGCCCCGGCUGUUGUCCAGUGCCCUUCAUGCAACCUAAUCAUUACUACUGAGACGCUUCGCAAAGUUGGAGGAACCGCCUGGCUGUUGUGCUUCAUGUGCACCUUGUUUGGGUGUUUGGCCGGCUGCUGUCUCAUCCCGUUCUGUGUGAAAAACCUCUGUGACGUUCACCACCACUGCCCCAUGUGUCACGCCCAGAUCCACAUUUUCACAAGGAUCUGAGGACGGGAGAGGCCACACACAAACUACUGGACAAUUGGUUGGUUUUACUGACCACUACAGACUCACACUAUACAAACUGUUACCCAAUAUACAAACUCUUACCCAUACAGACCAUGGUGUUGGCGUGUGGAUGGAUGUAAAUGCAAUUCAGCAGGAAGUGAAAUAGUAUUUUCAGAGGUGUGCUCCUAUGUUAUAGAAAUUGAGGAUUUUGUUAUUGUUUGGAUCAAGUUUCCCAUAAUCCCAUAAUGAUGGAUACCUCCAUCUUUGUUUUGCAUUCUGCGUAGCAUUUGAAUCUUUGACUGCAAACAAAUAAUUUUAACUGUGCUACAUGCUUGGUGAGUCGACCAGAUCAACCCAGGAAACCCUAAAGAUGACCUAUUCAACAUAUAAACGUCUGUUGACAUGUAAUGACUGGUCAAGGGCAAUGGAUAGCUGAAUGUUUGUUGAGACUUGAUGUGAUUCAAUUGUUAUGCCAUUCACAUUGUAGAUGUCCAGUUAUUUAUUUUAUUUAACAACACACGCAAAUAUGUACAGCCAUAACAGGACUAUAGACUGUGACAACUCAUUCUCUCUGUAUGUCGCCAUCUACCUAUCGGAUAUCUGCGUCCUACCCCUAAAUGCACCCAAGAUGCAAAUGUUGCUGACAAUGUUGUUGUGUUUCAUAUUAAUCUGGAACUAAAAACAAGUGAAAGUAGUACUGAUUAAUGCUUCUAAAUAUAAAGAUAAUUCUGUCAAUUCUUACAAAUUAGUUUGCACAAUACACCAAUUUAUUUAUUGACAUGUAGGCAUACAGUACAUAUAUACAUCUUUAGUAUUUACAAAAUGUAACUUGUGGGUGGACUACACAUGUAUAAAAAAUAAGAAUUACAUCUAUAGAAAUAUGUACACAAUGUGCAAAACGUAUGGCAUACUAAUGAUGGAGCAAAUGAGACAGAUGGCAGGGAGAAACAGCGUUGCCACAAUCAUGGAUGGCAGGGAGGAUAGAGGUGAACGGCUGUGGCCUCCAAUAUACAAUACUGUGACUACAACGGCUGGACUUUUUAGUUUAUGAGGAUUGGAAAUACCAGCAUCUUUGACAUAGCUCAGAGAUUAGCUCUCAGAGGUUAGCUUAUUGCUUUACUUACUCUAGCGUAUAAUCAUCGUCAUCAAUAAUCAUUCCCCAUCAAAUAAUCUUUCUCAAUAACCAUUUGUUGUUUCUAGCCAAUUUGUACUAGCCUAACCUGGCUUGAAAACUGUAAAUAUGUUUGGCUAGCUAGCUAGCUAGCCGUUCCCCCUAGCAUGGCUAGCCAAUUACACAACAAAAGUAUAUAUUUUUUUUAGGUCAUUCUGUAGUUACAGCUCUGGAGAUGCAAGUCUACACUUCCCUCCAGUGGAACUCUAGAAUGUGUUCAACAAAGCAACAGUGACAAAUGUCAUAUAAAUAUACAGUUUUACACAAAUAAAAUGAAAUUAUUUCAAUUUACAUUGACAUUUUUGGCCAUUGAUGUCUUGACCACUUAGUCCCAAUGUAUAUGUACGUUUGAUAUCAAGUAAACCAAGAUAUACACUAAAAUCCCUCCUUCAAACUAUUAAAAUUAGGGUAUUUAUUGCACACAAAACAUGAUAAAUAGAAGAAAACGUAUCGAU
Molecule: messenger RNA, 2501 nt
Organism: Osmerus eperlanus (European smelt)
Lineage: Eukaryota; Metazoa; Chordata; Actinopteri; Osmeriformes; Osmeridae
Exons: 5
Coding region: 195-875 (226 amino acids)
Cellular component (GO): nucleus; cytoplasmic side of lysosomal membrane; cytoplasmic side of late endosome membrane
Molecular function (GO): zinc ion binding
Source: RefSeq, a predicted model, not a curated record